UUUCUGCCAUUUGACCACCACUGUCAUGGCAGCCAAUCUGAUUUCGAGAAACACAGCUUCGGAUCAAGCUUAUUCUUCGUGUAUUGCUUUGCAACUCUAGCAAGUGGUGAGCAGUCGGGUCGUUGCACAAUCAAAACCAAUCGAGCUGGACUCCCUCAAAUAGUCUCUACGAUGAAGGCAGCAAACGAGCCUGCCUACCUGACCGUGGGGACGGAGGUCAGUGCCAAAUACAGAGGGGCCUUCUGUGAGGCAAAAAUCAAGACUGUUAAACGGAUGGUGAAGGUUAAGGUGAUGGUCAAAGGAGACACCACCUCGCAAGUUGUUCAAGAUGAUCAAGUGAAAGGACCGUUAAGGGUGGGCUCCACAGUGGAGGUGAAGAGUGCAGAGGGGAUCUGCAGUGAGGCAACCAUCAACAAACUCACAGACGCCAGUUGGUACACAGUGGUGUUUGACGAUGGGGAUGAGAAGACACUCCGCAGGACGUCACUGUGUCUGAAGGGAGAACGACAUUUUGCUGAGAGCGAGACGUUGGACCAACUGCCCCUAACCAACCCAGAGCACUUUGGCACCCCCGUCAUCGGGAAGAAGGGAAACCGCGGAGGGAGGAGGUCAUCUCAGGCUCAUGCGGACGAUGACAAGGAGUCGUCUUCCAGUGAAGGUGACAAUGAGGACAGGAGGAGGCUAAACGAUGACCUGAUGGGUAAAGUGGCCAGUGUUCAGACUGGGACAGAGCGGACAUCCUGGUACCUGGCCCUGGUGAUAUCACCCAGCUGCAAUGAUGACUUGACAGUCAAGAAGGACCAAUGUUUAGUCAGAUCAUUUGCAGACUCCAAAUUUCACACUGUGGCAAGAAAGGAGAUCCAUGAAGUGAACAUGGACAGCAUCUCUAACCCUGAGUUCUCACCGAGGAAAGGGUUGGAUGAGGCAGUGCAUUUCCUCAAGACCAAGGUAGUUCCUGACAGUUGGAAGAUGGACAUGAGUGAGAUUUUAGAAUCCUCCAGCAGUGACGAGGAGGACACAGAAGGAAAGGAGAGUGACGACGACGAUGAUGAUGAGGAGGAGGAGGAGGAGGAGAAGGAGGAGGAGGGAAAGGAAGAUGCCAAUGAUGAGCCUGAGGAUGAGGCGGACCCAGAGGAGAGGGAUCACUUCCUGCAGCAGCUGUAUAAGUUCAUGGAGGAUCGAGGGACGCCAAUUAACAAGCCUCCUGUGCUCGGCUACAAGGAUCUGAACCUCUUCAAGCUCUUCAGGCUAGUCUACCACCAGGGGGGCUGUGACAAAAUUGAAAGUGGAUCUGUGUGGAAACAAAUCUACAUAGACCUUGGCAUUCCCGUCCUAAACUCUGCUGCCUCCUACAAUGUGAAGACUGCCUAUAGAAAGUACCUGUAUGGCUUCGAGGAGUACUGUCGCUCAGCCUGUAUCGUCUUCAGGACCAUCCACCACAGUGAGGAUCCGCCAGCUUCCCAGUCCCAGACAGAAGAGAAGGCUGCCCAGAUCUCUGAGGUGAAGGAGUGCCAGGGCCCAACACCAUCCGUCAAAACUGAGUCUGCUGCGGCCAUGGAGGACAAGCCUGCCCAGGAGGAGGCAGAGUCGGGGAGCGAGAGCGACAAAGAUGUCUCCUCUCCUAGGGGGAGGAGACGGUGCACUGUGACCCCGGUCAAAGCUGAGGUGAAGGAGCCCUCAAAGCUGGAGAAGAUCAAAGAGAAGGAGGAACAGAGUGGUGUGGGGGAGACCAGCGGAGAGGAGACUGGAGGUCCGAGAGACGGCAGCAGGUCAGAUGGAGGGGACACCCCGGGGAACAGACGUAGCCGACGCCUGGAGGAGUCCGAUAAAGAGUCUGAGGACGAAGAGGAGGAGGAGGAGGAGUUGGAGGAUGAGGAAGACAGCGAGAGGAGAGUCGGAGAAAGGGGUGAGGACGAAGACUCAGUAACAGGGACUAAGGUGAAGGUAAAGUACGGUCGAGGGAAGACCCAAAAGAUCUACGAGGCAAACAUCAAGAAGGCAGAGAACGAUGAUGGAGGAGAUGUCCUCUACCUGGUUCACUACUACGGCUGGAACGUCAGGUAUGAUGAGUGGGUCAAAGCAGACCGGAUAAUCUGGCCUGUCGACAAGGGCGGAACAAAAAAGAAACAGAAAAAGAAAGUGAAGAAUAAAGAGGAAUGCGAGAAGGAGGACGACAAGCAGGGGAAGCUGUGUGGCUUGAAGCGAGGUCGCCCUCUUCUUAGAACCACCCCCGCCAGCGCCAACCGCAGCGUCUCCAAGACCCCCAGCAGUGAGGGGCGCUCCAGCAGCAAGAGCAAAUCUGAUGUAUCAGCCCUGCCCAACGGAGAGGGUACCCCUCGCCGACGCACAAGAAGAACCUCUGGGAUGUAUGACUCGGACAGGGAUUCUACCUCCAAUGAAGAAUCGGGGAACUCGUCAGAGGACAGUGAGUCAGAGGAUUCUCCUGAGAAGAAGCCUGCGUGGGCGGAGAGGACGGACCCCGCCACGGCCCGUAAGCAGGAGGAGGAGGAGGACCGGAGGGUGGAGAGAGGAAGAGCAGAGGCAGCGGCCGCCGCUGCAGCCCAGGUCGCAGCCCAGGACCAGCCCCCCAGCAGCCCUCAGGAGAAGGAGCAGCAGGAGGACACGCUCCCUGAGAGGAGGGAGCCGGAGAAAGCUGAGGAGCAGCCCCAGGUGCCCCCCAUGACCCCUGAACCCGACAGAACCAAGGAGGAGGACCCCCCUACCCCGAAAUCCCCCAGGUCUAAAGCAGCACGUAGAUGUAACGUUCGCGAGCCAGAGAGGAGCACCAACAAUGACACUGGCUCUGAAACGCCCACCAAAACCACCAUCAUCAUCACCACCACUCCCAACUACACUGAGACCGAGUCAUCUCCCUGCCCGCGCCCCCUGAACAGGCAGGAUGAGCCCAUGGUGGUCCUUCAUUGUCUCCCUGCUGAGCACAUUCCUAGCAUCCCCGACCUUCCCACCAUGGACUCGGACACAGACUCGGCCACGGAGGAGGAGAUCUGCAGGGAGGAGCGAGGUGUGGCCAAGCGUAAAGCCACUGAGCAGAGGACGCCGGACAAGAAGGUGCGUCUGGACAGGAGGGAAGAGACGACCAAGAUGGACUUGCCCGCCAGGCGGCCCGCUGACUCGCCCGCCAGGCGGCCCGCUGACUCGCCCGCCAGGCGGCCCGCUGACUCGCCCGCCAGGCGGCCCGCUGACUCGCCCGCCAGGCGGCCCGCUGACUCGCCCGCCAGGCGGCCCGCUGACUCGCCCGCCAGGCGGCCCGCUGACUCGCCAGAGUGGAGGCUGGAGGCAGGGGGACAGAGAGGCGAGGAGCGCCUGACGCCAGCAAAGGGUAAAACAGAGCCCGAGGCUAAAACAGAGAUGCCUGCCCUCACUCCGGAGGUGCAGUGUCAAGGUCUAGGAGAGGGAGGUGUAGCAGGAGGUCGACCCAGGUUGGAGCAGCUAGCCUCUGGGGUCGAGGAGGAGGUGAUGCCCCAGAUCGGCCCUGAGGCGCUGGUCUGUCACGAGGUGGAUCUGGACGACCUGGAUGAGAAGGACAAGACCUUAGCAGAAGACCUCCUAAUGAUGAUGAGUCAAGGGAAGGUCCAUGCUCCCCCUCCGUCCAAUGCCUCCUCCCACCAGACCCACAACAACCCUCCUCUGUCCUCGGGGGGCGCUGCUCCUCCACUCUGCUCCCCCACCUCUGCCCCCAGCCCUGAUGAGUCUCACAGCACCAAGAGUGAGAGCGACGUCCCCAUCGAGGUGGACAGUGUAGCCGGGGAGUCUCAGGAGGGGCUUGGCGAUAACGAGUCGGCCAACUCAAACUGCUUUGAAGCUAGCACCAGCUCCAGCAACUCCAGCAUGUCACUACAGGAGAGGGACACCAAGGACAGAGGUCAGAAAAGGUUGAUGGACUGCCAUAUGAGUUCCUCUGCAAAGAAGCAGAAGCGAAACCAGAAACGGCCAAGCACAACAUCCAAAAUUGAUAAGAACGGAGCAGGGCACAGCAGUGACAGUGAGGACCUGGCUGUCAUGGACACCUCUAGUAAGAUGACUCCAGUGCAACACUCCAGGUCUAAAGGAAGCCAGAAGCUGCUCUCUCCCAACAGUAAGGAGCUAGAGAAAUACAAGCACAAAGACAAGCAGUCCUCCUUCCCCUCCCCUCGCACGUACAAGUGGACCUUCCAGCUCAAUGAACUGGACAGCAUGACAAGUGCUGAGAGGAUAUCCUUCUUACAAGACAAACUACAGGAUAUAAGGAAGUAUUACAUGUCACUCAAGUCUGAAGUGGCUUCCAUAGACAGGAGGCGGAAGAGGUUAAAGAAGAAGGAAAGAGAAGUGUCCCACACCACAGCGUCAACGUCGUCCGGCUCGUCAGAAACUGGGAUGAGCCCCUCCUCUGCCUCGCCCACUCAGAACACUGUGGCUGUCGAGUGUAGGUGAUGACACGCCUCCUCCCCCAUGGCGAUCACCUUGCCCAUCUCUGCCUGCCAGCCCAGCAUCCCGCUGCCUCCCUGGAGACACAGGGUACAUCUGAAAUGGCACCUUAUUCCCUAUAUAGAGAAUAUAUUUUGACCAGAAGCCCAUGUCAAAUGACCAGAGACCCUGGUCAAAAGUAGUCUACUAUAUAUAUGGUGGCAUUUGGGACGCACCCACGUACUGCCACAUAGGAGCAAGCGGCCUAAAGCACUCGACUGCCCCCCUCGGUCUCCUUUCACCCCUUAUCCUUCCUACCGUAUCCCGUCCACCACUUUCCUGCCUCGUAGUCAUUUUAGUCCACCUAUAGCAGUCGUCAGGAAAUGGAUUCCAUGUGAGUUGAAUGUAUAGGAAACUACAAACCCGAGAUACCCCGUCAGACUCCAUCCUUGAACAGUCCAUGGCACUUUUCUCCUCCCGCUCUGUCAGAACCACAGAAACACAUAACCUCCUCUGGUUCCCCAAACGGGACCAAUCUGGAUGCAGUAAUGAAUCAAUAAUGUCCCAGACAGAACCAGACAAAUGCAAUGUAUGUAACCUACAAUGUAAAGGGUUCCUACCUAUGUUAAUAAUGGUCACUUAACCAGCUGGACAUGGUUUGCAAGAAGGUAAAUUAUGUUCGCUUGCACCAUCAGAACUGCCAAAGUACUAGUGUUAAGCAGAGUGCCCUAUUUUGGAAAAGUGUGAAAUUCAAUUGUGAAAGGGAAUGUAGUUUACUGAAAACUGCAGCUGUUGUCUUCCACUAUUGGAGUGUCAGCACAGAUGAAUUAUGCAAACUAUUUUUUAGUUAUUUUUAAGAAAAGUAAUUUAAAAAAUAAAUAAGAAAGGUUUACAGUGGAACAAGAGUGAUUUCAGUGGACUAAUUUCCUUUGCGAGUGUAUUUUGCCGUUUUAUAUGUAAUUGCAGAGUUUUUAUUUUAGUAUGGAAAAUUUCAAAACUAUAUAUCACAGCAGUGAAGUUAUUUAAUGAAAGAUUUCUCGAACUGAAAGUGUAAAAUAGUCAUGGUUUGCUUUGUUAAAUAUAUUUAUUCUGUUAGGAGACUUUUGUAUUUUUUACAAUAUAGAUACAUGAACCUUCCACAGUUUGGACAAUGGGAAAGUAUAUCGAAAUAAUGUAAUGUGCUCAUCUAAAAGCAGGCUUUGACUGCGUUUCAAUUGGGGAGCUACUAUGCAGUAUAUACACUGUGUACAAAACAUUAGGAACACCUUCCUAAUGUUGAGUUGCACCCCCUUUUGCCCGGGAAACUGUUGAGCGUGAAAAACCCAGCAGCGUUGCAGUUCUUGACACACACUACCAUACCCCGUUCAAAAGCACUUAACUCUUUUUGUCUUGCCCAUUCACCCUCUGAAUGGCACACAUACCAAAUCCAUGUCUCUAUUUUAAGGCUUAAAAAUCCUUAUUUAAAAACCUGUCUCCUUCCCUUGAAGUGAUCUCAAUAAGGGAUCAUAGCGUUCAUCUGGACUCACCUGGAAAGAGCAGGUGUUCCUAAUGUUUUGUACACUCAGUGUAUGUUUCCCCCAUGUUCAAUAGGACCCACUACUUUCCCUUAAUAUUUGUUUUUCCCUAGAUGUUUUUUUGGGAACACCAUCAUUUGGUGGCCUUCACUUUGUUUCUUGGUACUUGUAUUUUAUUUUCAACAUGAGUUCUGACCAAUUAAAAGUUGCAUAAGAAGCAUGUUAAGCCCAGGGGUUUCCUAUAAUUUGUUUAUUUUGUACAUAACCAUGUAUUUGAAAAAUACAUUUUACACAGACUGUAAAGAAUGAUUUAUUAUUUUUAACCUCUUCUUUGUACCAGUAUAUUAAAACCUUUAUUUUUCUGUCAAGUUGGUAGAAAUGUUAGCACAGUGUAUAUACUGAACCAGUGAGUUUCAGCAUUAGUCUGAAUUGAACCCCAUAGAAGAGAAUGGAAGCAUUCAGAACAUUUUAAAAUGUUUGUUUGACUUGAUUUCAUUGUGAAAAAAUGUACUUCUUAAAUUCGAAGUUGAUCUAGGGAUUCCUAGAUGAAGGUAUUACGAUUCCCUGAGCAAAGCCAUUGUAUCUUUAUGUAAAAUAAGCAGAGCCCUCUUCAUUUCUAAUAAAAGUUCUUAAAUAUU
Messenger RNA from Salvelinus fontinalis (brook trout), 6556 nucleotides. It is a transcript of the gene arid4a, whose product is annotated as AT rich interactive domain 4A (RBP1-like). Gene Ontology annotation, molecular function: transcription cis-regulatory region binding. The record is from RefSeq and is a predicted model, not a curated record. The transcript has 24 exons. The annotation marks the transcript as partial. Gene Ontology annotation, biological process: regulation of transcription by RNA polymerase II. Gene Ontology annotation, cellular component: nucleus. NCBI's taxonomy places the organism in Eukaryota, Metazoa, Chordata, Actinopteri, Salmoniformes, Salmonidae.